Molecule: messenger RNA, 591 nt
Organism: Dovyalis caffra
Lineage: Eukaryota; Viridiplantae; Streptophyta; Magnoliopsida; Malpighiales; Salicaceae
Source: the annotation of a GenBank genome assembly
AUGUUCCCUGAGUUUCUGAAUGGUAUUUUGUCAAAGAUGUAUGGUUGGUUAAUUUCUCCCCUAUUCCUUUUCCCUGCAGGACAAUAUUUUCAUGAUGUAGUUGGGAGUCCGUAUUAUGUUGCACCAGAGGUUUUGCUUAAGCAUUAUGGACCUCAAGCAGAUGUCUGGAGUGCAGGUGUUAUCCUUUACAUCUUAUUAAGUGGGGUUCCACCUUUUUGGGCAGGUAGGGAUCCUAAUUCAUAUUGUGUCUUGUUCUCUGCAGUUUUAGAGUUGCAACAAAAAACUGAAUCAGGAAUCUUUAGACAGAUCUUACAAGGAAAACUAGAUUUAGAAUCUGAUCCGUGGCCAAAUAUCUCAGAUAGUGCAAAAGAUUUGAUCCGAAAGAUGCUUGAGAGGGACCCGAGGCAAACGAUUACUGCUCAUGAAGCCUUGUGUAACCCAUGGAUUGUAGAUGACAGAGUUGCUCCAGACAAACCUCUUGAUUCUGCAGUAUUGUCACGUCUGAAGCAAUUCUCAGCAAUGAAUAAACUUAAAAAGAUGGCUCUGCGUGUCAUAGGAGAAAGACUUUCUGAAGAAGAAAUUGGUGGUUGA